UAUAGAGGAAAGUUUAUGCUUCUGUGCUCUAAAAUAUAUCCUUCUGUAAUCUUCCUCCUCUACAUCUGAAUUAAUUUAAACUGCUAAAUACCUUAAUAAUCACUCAUUGAUGUAAAUUUUACUUUUUACUUUUCAUAGAAUAUAGCUUCAUAGAAAUUCUGCGGUUAAUUUAUGUGAACAUCAGUUGAAUCGGUUUCUUAAAAAAGAAAGGAAAUAAACUUCAAUCAGUGAAACUACAAAGGACACCGAAAGUAAUUUAUACCCUUCCAUCACUCUUAAAAGUCACGAUCUGACAUUUUUCUGUUCUUAAUGGCUGCGAUAAAACUCUUAUUCAAGCGAAGAGUGAUUUGAUAAGAUAGUGACUCCUACACUAUUCCAGUUGGGAUGUUCCAUUGAAUGGAAAAUUUGGCGGCGAUCAGGAAAAUUUUGGCUUUUAAAAGCAGUCACUGCGUCUUCUAACUCAAUGGAAAGGAUAUUAAGUCUUCAAUUGCAGUUGACUGCAAAUGUGUGUCUUUUCUUCUACGCUUUGGCAGCAGGUGACAGCUAUUACAGAGCAGCUGUUUUGGAGCCGGUUCAAUUCUCAGACGUGACUUAUUCACCUACAUAUGUUGUGAAACGAAAUCUGGAAUUAUACGAAACAGCCGUUAAAACAGCAGCGAUUAAUGAAGUGGACAUUAUCGUAUUUCCAGAGUGUGGUUUAUUUCCUUGUGAAAAAGUCGAAAGAAAACUAUUAAAAACCUUUGUGGAAGAUAUUCCUGAUCCUCGACUUGGAUAUGUCAAUCCUUGUGUUCAAAAAGAGAAGUUUCAUAAUCAUCCAAUUCUAUCCACCUUAAGUUGCUUGGCACAAGAAUACAGACUUUAUAUAGUGGCUAAUACAGUCGAUAUGAAAAAAUGUAAGUUGUCUGAAGCAUGUGAUGCGGAUGGCAUAGAUGAUUGUGAAUUGAAAGAUACCAAAUGUCCAGAUGACGGAUUCUACCUUUAUAACACUAAUAUAGUUUUUGACAGAAAGGGUACACUAGUGACCAGAUAUUACAAAAAGCAUCUUUAUUUUGAAAAGACUAUGAAUACACCAGAUUUUCCCCAAGAUGCCACAUUUACCACAGAUUUCGGAAAAUUUACCACUGUCAUUUGUUUCGACUUAAUAUUCAAAGAAUCAGUUGAGGAUGUUGAAAAGCCAGAGGUUGCCAACCUUGCUUAUCCUACAUAUUGGUAUGACCAUAUUCCCUUCAUGUUUUUUGCCACAGCGUAUCAACAAGCAUGGGCAAUAACUAAUAAAGUUAAUCUUUUAGCGGCAAAUGCUCACAUGCCUGGUACAGGAACUCUGGGUAGUGGCAUUUUCUCUGCCACUAAAGGAGCUUUAAUAUACACGCACAAUCCAGAUUUUCGGACAAAGCUUUUAAUUUCUAAUGUUCCAAAAUCUGUUGAGAAAGAAAAUGACAUUGAGUUGAAUUCAAAGAGGUUCUUUUUAGAAAAUGGCCUUGUUAUUGAAGCAGACGGAGAAGAAGAUCGUAAUUUUGGAACUGAAUGCACCACAGAUGUUCUUGGUGAACCAAGAAACACAUUUAAUAAUUAUCGAUGCCAUCCUUACAGUAUGGAUAAUUAUGAAUUUUCUAAGCUUGAUGGAAAAGAAGAUACAAAAGAAUUAUGCUCGAACGGAUUCUGUUGUUCUCUUACCUAUAAAGCUGAUACCAUGGAUGAAAAUUACUACUUCGCGGUCGCAGGGAAACCGUUGGGAUUUUAUAACGCAUUCUUUUAUGGCGUCGAAUCAUGCCUUUUAGUUCGUUGUGAAACAGAAGGUGGAAAAUCUUGCAAACAUUUUAUUCUUCAAUCUCAUACAAUUUUCGAAAAAGUAGAAAUCAAGGCAAAAUUUUCUACUAAAUAUAUUUAUCCUUUUGCCCUGGAUAGUGAUGUCAGACUGACAAAUAAAACCCACUGGUCUUUCGAUAGAAAAACUAGUAUUGUAUAUGAAAAUCUUGGCAAAAAAUCUUCUCUUUUGUUCAUUGGUUUACACGGAAGACUUUAUAACGAAGAUAAAAUUGUAAGCAGUUGAAAUGUUAAAAAUAUAAGGUGAAAUUCUGUACUUCCUCAGAAUAAGACACUGUAGACUUGUAAAAGAAGUUUUCCUACUUAAAUGCUUCAAGGUUUUGUAAAUGUUCUAUUCAUUAUUUUAUAAUAAAA
This is a messenger RNA of Argiope bruennichi, 2178 nucleotides long. RefSeq names its product vascular non-inflammatory molecule 3-like. The transcript has 3 exons. The record is from RefSeq and is a predicted model, not a curated record. Lineage: Eukaryota; Metazoa; Arthropoda; Arachnida; Araneae; Araneidae. Bases 464 to 2050 code for a protein of 528 amino acids.